AUGCUAGAGCAGCCGAACGAGGGCUCAUGCGAUGGUUUGGAAAGGAUGGCUGAGCACACAAUGAUGAUCUUUAUCAUUGUGGCUUUGUCGGCGCUGACUGUUACAUUAACACAGCCUAUCCGCCGUCCUCCCUGGCAUGGAGCAGUCAGCAUUGUCAAUUAUCUAAGCACCAACCUUUACGUCCGAUCCGUCUCCGUAGAGGAUGGGCCGCUGCACAUCCUGCCGGCUAACGGGGGACGCUACAAUGAAACGUGGCGGCCGAAUGUCAAUUCUACCGGCGUUUCUAUCAAGAUCGCAACAUCUACGGACAUGACGGACGUCCUUCAAUUUGAGUACAGUGCCAUCGAUCCAACGAUCUAUUGGGACGUGUCCUGCAUCAAUCUAUCCAACGGCUCAAGACUCAUCGCGGAAGGAUUUACGGCAAUAGCCUCUGAUAAGAAUUGCCAGCCGGUGGUGUGUGAUCGUGGCGACGGCGACUGCCCUGACGUGUACCACGAACCUGACGACAACUAUGCGAUCCGAGGCUGUCCAAUCAAUACAACGAUAGUGAUGCAAAUCGGCUCGCCAUGA
Molecule: messenger RNA, 570 nt
Organism: Aspergillus pseudoviridinutans
Lineage: Eukaryota; Fungi; Ascomycota; Eurotiomycetes; Eurotiales; Aspergillaceae
Exons: 1
Coding region: 1-570 (189 amino acids)
Source: RefSeq, a predicted model, not a curated record